Messenger RNA from Hydatigera taeniaeformis, 468 nucleotides. Lineage: Eukaryota; Metazoa; Platyhelminthes; Cestoda; Cyclophyllidea; Taeniidae. The record is from the annotation of a GenBank genome assembly.
AUGCGUCGCCUUGACUCCACUCAAUUCCCCGUUGAUGAGGCAGUGACGGCUGCGGGUCUGGUUGUCCUUGAUACCUGGAUGGUGGUAAACUACUCCACUAAAUACGGCGAGGAGCGUCUUCCUCCUUCGGCGAAGACACCCUCCUUCAUCCGCCUUGUAGUGGAUGUAGAGAUGUUCUGCCAGACCCUCUGGCGUCCUCCUACUCCUGAUUUUGACAUGUCUAGCCUACCAAACGUAGAGCAGUUGCAGUCCCUAUCUCCCGAGGAACAAAUGGCACGGUGGGAGGCGGCGGGCGUGAAGCGAGAGGCACUGCAAUGCCGUCUACUCUACGCCUCUCAAAUUAAUCCAGGUGGAUGGGCUCCUGCCGCUGUGGUUCGUACAAUGGCUCGGCGUGAAUAUCCCCACUUUCUUCGACGUAUCAGCGAAUUUGUAGUUGGGCAUACAGCAGAAAAGGCCCUGAAAUUCUAA